UUCGUGUGGUCGGUUACUGUAGGCCUAAGCUCUGACAGAUCGAACGCUUUAGCCUAGCCUACUUUAUCCCACUUUUUAAACAAGUUUAUGUUAGGGUAGGGUAGGCUACUGCGUUUUUAGAUCGGUAUUUGGUUAAGAAACACUUUCACAUUUUAUGGGAUCUAUCUGCGCAUGAGAACGAGAACCAGGCUAUGAGCGUCAUCUGUAGAAUGGAUGGUGGUUAAAUCUGUCAUUGCAGACGGAUGGUUUGAAUAAGGUAAAGGCGAGAAUAAAAGAAAGUUGUUCCAGUCCGCAUCCCUCUGCAACAAUGGAAAUAGAUAGUAUGGUGGCAAACAGCGUACUCAUCCGUGCCAGAGAAGGUGGAGGAGGAAAAGGCAGGAGUAGGAAAUGGAGAAUGAUGCUGCGCUUCCCUCACAUCAGCCAGUGUAUGGAGCUGGGCAAUACCAUCGCGAGAGACUACUCCAGUUUGUGUGUGAAGCAGCCUAUUGGCAGACAACUAUUCUGUCUCUUCUGUCAGAGCAAACCUGAGCUACGGCACUGCAACUCCCUACUGGACAAAAUGGGGGAGUAUGAGGUGCAAUCAGAUGAAGAUAGGAAGAGUUUUGGCAUGCAAAUCAUUAACAGGUUCCUCAGUAGACAGUCGUCUGAGUGUGUACAGGUUGUGGAGAGCUAUGGUAAGAGGUGCAGAGAGAGUCUGGAGGUGUGGCACGGUAGAGACAUCUUCAUUGACUGCACAGAUGACCUCCAUGAGUUCCUGAGUGGUGCCCCCUUCCUUCAGUACCUGCAGAGCAUGUACUUUGAGCGUUUUCUGCAGUGGAAGAUGGUAGAGAGACAGCCCGUUACCAAACACACCUUCAGACAGUACAGGAUGCUGGGCAACGGAGGCUUCGGGGAGGUGUGGGCAUGCCAGGUGCGAGCCUCUGGGAAGAUGUAUGCGUGUAAGAAGCUGGAGAAGACUCACAUGAAGAAGAGGAGAGGAGAGGCCAUGGCCCUCAACGAGAAACAGAUACUGGAAAAGCUCAACAGCAGAUUUGUGGUGAGUCUGGCGUAUGCGUAUGAGACCAAACGAUCUCUUUGUCUGGUGCUAAGCAUGAUGAACGGAGGAGACCUGCGGUUCCACAUCUAUAACAUGGGUCCUCCAGGCCUGCAGCCGGCCAGGGUCCAGUUCUAUGCUGCUGAGGUCUGCUGUGGUCUCCACCACCUCCACCAGAGGAACAUUGUCUACAGGGAUCUAAAACCGGAGAACAUACUUCUGGAUGACAAUGGGCACAUCCGUAUCUCAGACCUGGGCCUGGCGGUGAAGCUAUCUGAAGGGAAUCUGGUACGAGGCAGGGUGGGGACCCUGGGUUACAUGGCUCCAGAGGUGAUUGGCCAUGAGUACUACGGGAUAAGCCCCGAUUGGUGGGGCCUGGGCUGCCUUGUGUACGAGAUGACGGCCGGACGAUCCCCGUUCAAAAGACAAGGGGAGCAAUUGACGGAAAAGGAGAUGGAGAGAAGGAUACAGGAGACAGAAGAGGAGUACAGGAAGACAUUUAGCAGCGAGACAGAAGACUUCUGCCGCUCUCUGUUGACCAAAGACCCGAGACAGAGGUUGGGGUGUCGAAGGUGUGGGGUGGAAGGGGUCAAGUCCCAUCCCUUCUUCAGCACCAUCAACUUCAGGAGGCUGGAGGCCGGAGUCAUUGAGCCACCCUUCAAACCGAAUGUACAUACCCUAUCUGUAACCCCUAACCUCUACUUGUUAACCCCCAACUAUAGCCUUAACCCUAAUGAAGGCAUGUCGUCGUCAUCAUCCCCAACCUUCCCUCCCUCUGUCCAGCCCAGGGCGGUGUACUGCAAGGAUGUUCGGGACAUUGAUGAGUUCUCCACAGUAAAAGGAGUCAUUUUGGAGAGGACAGACAACGACUUCUACACCAAGUUUAACACAGGCUGCGUGGCCAUACCCUGGCAGACAGAGAUGAUAGAGAUGGGUUGUUUCAAGGAGCUGAAUGUGUUUGGCCCUCAGGGUUCUAGACCCCCUGACCUGGACUGGGACCAGAAUCCUGCCCCAGAGAAACCUAAACGUAGCCUGCUGGACCGCAUCUUCCACAAGACACACACCUGUUGAUGGAUGGGCAUCCUCAAACCCUCUCACCACUGCAACUUUUGUUGUAAAUGAGAACAUUCCUUUAAAUCAGCUUACCCGGUGUAGAGUAAAAUGAAUAUAUAUGAAUAAUUUGCUGGUGUUGAUGAUCACUCAGCACACUGAUCAAUACACAGAUCAACCAGUCAGUACUGUAGGCCUUUUUACUUUUAUUUUUUUUUAACCUUUAUUUAACUAGGCAAGUGGGUUAAGAACAAAUUCUUAUUUUCAAUGACGGCCUAGGAACAGUGGGUUAACUGCCUUGUUCGGGGGCAGAACGGUGAUUUGAACUUGCAACCUUUCGGUUACUAGCCCAACGCUCUAACCACUAGGCUACGCUGCCGCCUUCUGCAAAUCAACAACCCAAACACAGCCAAAGAAGAACACGAAUCUGUGGCCAAAUUUUCUCACUUUCUCUCCAGCAUUUACAGAACGCACACUUUAAAGAUGAAGGGAUAAAACAGGGCUUUAUUUAAGAGAUGUCUUAAAGAUGUCUCUGUCACACACUCGGGCCAUACCGUCUGUCAUUCACCAGCACAGGCCAAAGGGACCAUCCCCAUACUAUCAUACUGAGGAGAGGCGGUCUUAUUCCUGUAAAACACUCAUUUAGAAUGAGAACGAUCAAAGGGAACCCUCAUCAAAGACACAGUGUUUUGAUAUUGUACCUACCUGUGUUUUGUAUGUAACCUCAGA
This is a messenger RNA of Salvelinus fontinalis (brook trout), 2812 nucleotides long. RefSeq names its product G protein-coupled receptor kinase 6-like. The coding region runs from base 308 to 2104 and encodes 598 amino acids. The transcript has 14 exons. Gene Ontology annotation, biological process: protein phosphorylation; regulation of signal transduction; signal transduction. Gene Ontology annotation, molecular function: G protein-coupled receptor kinase activity; ATP binding. Lineage: Eukaryota; Metazoa; Chordata; Actinopteri; Salmoniformes; Salmonidae. The record is from RefSeq and is a predicted model, not a curated record. Gene Ontology annotation, cellular component: cytoplasm.